This is a messenger RNA of Alosa alosa (allis shad), 3222 nucleotides long. It is a transcript of the gene gdpd5b, whose product is annotated as glycerophosphodiester phosphodiesterase domain containing 5b. The record is from RefSeq and is a predicted model, not a curated record. NCBI's taxonomy places the organism in Eukaryota, Metazoa, Chordata, Actinopteri, Clupeiformes, Clupeidae. Gene Ontology annotation, cellular component: plasma membrane. The transcript has 16 exons. Gene Ontology annotation, biological process: lipid metabolic process; positive regulation of neuron differentiation. Bases 420 to 2177 code for a protein of 585 amino acids. Gene Ontology annotation, molecular function: glycerophosphodiester phosphodiesterase activity.
UGUAGUAGCCUAGUGUGUAAGCAGGCACGCACUCAUACCCGUUUGGGUAGCCACUGAGACUAUCUACAAAGGAAGGUAACCUACAACAUUGCACUGAACCAUUCAAGGCGCGUGGAGGGACAAACUGGUUAUAAUUACAUUGCAGUCUGUUUAAAGAAUAGGAUAUGUCCUGUAGUUUACCAGUAAUUCUUCGGUUUAAUUUGUUGCCCAACUUAGAGGCUACACUUUCACAGAAAAUAUUUGGCCGGUUCACGUUCACGUUUGGUCAGACAAUUGCAGUGACGAAUAGAGGGGAGCAAAGAACACCUCAGCAAGCUCACCUGACCGCGGAACAAACAAAAGAGCCAUUUAUUUGAAAGAGGAUUGGCAGAUCUGAAUGGGAUGUUAGUGUGGUGGGGUGGAGGACCGACUGAAGGAGCAUGGUGAAGCACCAACCCCUGCAAGUCUACGAGAGGCAGCUCUGUUUGUCAUGUCUGACGGGGAUCUAUGGAUGCCGCUGGAAACGCUAUCAGCGGUCACAUGAUGACACCACCAAGUGGGAGUUCCUGUGGUCCCUCAUCUUGUUUGCCACCUUCUCGUUACUACUGGUCUGGUUCUACUUCUGGUGGGAGGCACACAAUGACUACAAUGAGUUUAACUGGUUUUUAUAUAACCGCUCAGGAGAGUGGAGCGAUGGGACGGUUCCAAUCCUGGCCACCACUGCCGCUGGCUUCACAUACAUAGCCUUUCUACUGAUCUUAGCUCUGUGCCAUGUAGCUGUGGGACAGCAGCUGAACCUGCACUGGCUGCACAAGAUUGGUGUGACGGCCGCCCUGCUGACCACGGUCAUUGGCAUGAUCUCUGUGAACCAGAUGUGGGGGGAGGAGUGGGACAUCGUCAUGAUUUCACUACAGGCCACAGGUCCCUUCCUGCAUAUCGGCGCCCUGGCAGCAGUGACGGCUUUGUCCUGGCUGGUGGCAGGACAGGUGGCACGUGCCGAGAAAACACGAUUCCAAGUGCUGGUGAUGGUCCUGUACCUGAGUGUGCUGUUUGCUCUCUACUUGGCCCCUCUCUCCAUCACCUCCCCCUGCAUCAUGGACCAGAGCAGCCUCAAACCACCGCCCAAUAUCAUUGGCCAUCAGGGUGCCCCCAUGCUGGCUCCAGAAAACACAGCUUUGUCCUUCCAGAGGGCUCUGCGUCUCAACGUCAGCGGCCUGGAGGCAGACGUCACUAUAAGUGUGGAUGGUGUGCCCUUUCUGAUGCGUGACCGCACCCUGAAGAGGACUACAGACGUAGAGCAAGUGUUUCCUGACAGGCAGUUUGACGACGCAUCCCUCUUCAACUGGACAGACCUCUCCUCUCUCAACGCGGGCCGGUGGUUCAUCAAGGAUGACCCCUUCUGGAUGGUGCAGUCGCUGUCUCCGCGAGAUCUGCAGCAGGUGGAGAGCCAGCGGGUGUGCAGCCUGCAGCACAUGCUCCACCUAGCCGCCUCCUCCAACCGCACGGCCCUCCUUCGCCUGCGCCGGCCCCCGCUCGAGCACCCCCGCCACCAGAGCUGGCUCAACGACACCCUGGAGAGCGUGCGCCUGUCUGGCAUCCCUCAGCACAUGGUGCUGUGGACGGAGGAGUGGGAGCGGCGCUUAGUGGAGGCGGCAGCUCCAGGCUUCCAGCAGACAUCUCUGGAGAAGCUCCCAGUGGAGGAGCUGCAGCGGAGGGGCAUCAGCCACCUGCUCCUGCGCUACAACCAGGCCAACGAGCGCGACAUCCGGGAGUUCUCCAGCCAUAACAUCAGCCUGACGCUGUACACGGUGAAUGAGCCGUGGCUGUACUCCCUGCUGUGGUGCAGUGGUGUGCCCUCCAUCUCCUCUGAGGCCCCCCAGGCCCUGCUCAAGAUGCGUGCCCCCAUCUGGCUCAUGAGUCCAGAUGAGUACUGCCUGAUUUGGAUUGCCACGGAUCUCAUCUCCUUUGCCAUUGUGCUUGGAGUCUUCGUGUUCCAAAAGUGGCGAAUGAGUGGCAUGCGCAGCUACAACCCGGAGCAGAUCAUGCUAAGUGCAGCCGUUAGAAGAUCCAGUCGUGACGUCAACAUCAUGAAGGAAAAACUCAUCUUCUCUGAGGUGAGCAAUGGAAUUGGUGGUGCAGACGAACUGUACAUGGAGAACGGCUUUGACUGCUACACCAACCAGGGCAUCGCCCACUGAUGGCCAGGUGUGCAGCACUGAAGCCACUCUACUGAACAACUCCCUACUGGCAGAAAGCCAGAGGCCCCAUUUCUGUCCAGUUCCUCUUGUGCUGCUGACCAAAAAAGGGACUUCUAUGAAAGAAUGAAAUAUGGGUAUCACCCAAUGCUCUGUAUAUUUUGUAAAAAUGAAGAAUGUUUUUUGUCAUUAUUAUUAUUAUUAUUAUUAUUAUUAUUAUUAUUAUUAUUAUUAUAUUUUGUUGCUUUUGUUGAAGUCAUGACAAUGCGAUGUGUGAGAUUUGCCUCCUUUUAAAUUGUUAUAUUUGACCUAGUCUCUUGUCUCCAAAUUCGAGGGGGCCAGACAGACUAGGCUUUCCAGCAGUGGAUUUAACCUCUAAUAUGCACACACUGGAAGACCAUAGGGGUCCAUCUUUUACUUUGUCCUCUUAUCUUAUCUAACUGAAGUAAUGAAAUGAUUACUGUAUAGUGUUUUGUGUCAACACACAUAUGCAGCGUUAGCAUGGUAUUCUCAGUUCUCCACCUUUUGUUUGGGACUCAAACUGUUGGACUGUAUGAGCGGAAAUGGGUGUAGGCUGUGGUGCAGCAUCGCCCACCCCAGAGGGAAGAAGUGAACAUUUUAGUAUUUGAACAGACACUCUCCCCCUCCUCUGUGCAUGUGAUACACAUAUCAUUUGGAGUAAGGUGCUGAGUUUUUUUUUUUUUUUAAUUUUUUCAAAUGGACUUUUUUUGAAUGUGUGUUUUUGUUUUUAAAUGAACUGUUGUGAUUAUGGUGGCUAGAGAGUUGAAACUGACUGUGUGAGGUUUUGUUUCUGGCUCGUGUCAAGUUGGAUUCUCUUGUAUCAAAUCUGAGUAUUACUACAGCAUGAUGUGGAAAUGCACGUCUUCUCCAGCUCUUCACUGUUGCUCUGGGACGAGGACCUUGGCUUGUCUGAAGUGUGGAACACCAGGCCAGGCACUGCAACUUGAAGCUCUGAUUUGUGAAACUACCAGUGCAGGUGUACCAAUAGAACCAGUGCACACAAUAAAGCUGAGAAAUUGCAAACAAA